Messenger RNA from Cryptomeria japonica (Japanese cedar), 1151 nucleotides. Its product is annotated as putative anthocyanidin reductase. Gene Ontology annotation, molecular function: oxidoreductase activity, acting on the CH-OH group of donors, NAD or NADP as acceptor. The transcript is spliced from 6 exons. The record is from RefSeq and is a predicted model, not a curated record. NCBI's taxonomy places the organism in Eukaryota, Viridiplantae, Streptophyta, Pinopsida, Cupressales, Cupressaceae. The coding region runs from base 105 to 1103 and encodes 332 amino acids.
UCCACUGCAAUUACUGCCAUGCUAAAUUCCUUCUAUCUUAUUACCCAUGGAAUUAUAAACAAAUAGGAAGUCCUUGGGCAUCUUAUAAUACCAACGAGAAGGACAUGGAUAAGAGGGAAACGGUGUGUGUAACUGGAGCGGCAGGAUUCAUCGGAUCUCGCCUCGUCAAAAAUCUGCUGCAAAGGGGUUAUACAGUUCACGCUACCUUGAGAGAUCCUGAAAACCCAGCUAAAAAUAGUUAUCUGCUAUCCCUUCCGGGAGCCAAGGAAAGGCUCCAUCUCUUCAAAGCAGAUCUUUUGGAACAUGGCAGCUUCGAUUCUGCUAUUAAGGGCUGCGAUUUCGUCAUCAAUUUGGCCACUUCUCUGGAUUUCCAGGGCGAUAUUGUCAACAGUACGGUGGAGGGAACAGUGGACAUUCUAAGAUCUUGCAAGAAAGCAAAAACUGUGAAGCGAGUAAUCCAUACAUCUUCCAUCGCCGCAGCUUACCCUCGAAAUGAAGACGGUCAACUUAAGGAGGUGCUUGAUGAAUCCUGCUGGACUCCUGUUGACUAUAUCAGAGGAAAAGACUCCGUUAUGGGAAUGUAUGCAGCAUCAAAGACUUUAGCGGAGCAAGCAGCUCUGCGAUUCGGAGUGGAGGAAGAGAUUGAAGUGGUAACAGUGUUGGUAGGGAUGGUGGGUGGUCCUUCUCUAACCCCCACAAUUCCUGAGAGCGUUUCAAUGAUGUUAGCACCACUCACAGGGAACAGACUGCGUUAUGAAAUCAUGAUACUUUCGAGUAAAUCACUGUUAGGAUCGGCGCCAUUAGUCCACGUGGAAGAUGUAUGCAGUGCACAUAUUUAUUUGAUGGAGCACCCAUCUGCAGUAGGUCGUUAUGUGUGCUGCUCUGAUCCCGUGACUGUUGUUGACAUGCUCAACUUCUUUCGCAAACGAUAUCCAGAAAUCCCCUUGGCUUUUGGAAACGAAGAGGAAGAAGAGGAGUGGAAGAAAGUAGUAGUACCAAUUUCGUCCAGGAAACUGAGUGAUCUGGGAUAUUCGUACAAGUAUCAUCUAGAGGAAAUACUCAGUGACAGCGUUGAAUGCGCAAAGCAAAUGAAAGUCUUGUGAGGGAUGUAGACUUUUUUGUUUGAACUAAAUUUUUAAAUUUAAUUUUUU